Molecule: messenger RNA, 2604 nt
Organism: Melospiza georgiana
Lineage: Eukaryota; Metazoa; Chordata; Aves; Passeriformes; Passerellidae
Gene: IKBIP
Product: IKBKB interacting protein
Exons: 5
Coding region: 258-1397 (379 amino acids)
Source: RefSeq, a predicted model, not a curated record
GGCGCACCGGGCGGGAUGCACCGACCGCGGGCAGGGGAGGGGCCCCGGGGCCUGUAAACGUGGAGCCUGCGGGGCAGGGCGGCCCUGCCCGCCUCCGCCCCCACAGCUGAGGCCGGAGCGGCGCGGCGGCGUGCUUCCUAGUACAGUGGCUCAAACAGCUCUAAGCUACCGGCAUGGCAGAUUAGAUUUUAAACAAUGCCUGUUACCCCUGUACAUGACUACAUCUCUCCUUUGCUUCUGCUUUUUAAAACCACAAAAUGUCUGAAGUUAAGCCAAGGAAAAAAGGUAUUUCUUCAUCCAAGACCAGCGAAGGUUCACAGAAGGCUGAGAAACACAGUAAUUAUGAGAAGCUGGCAAGUCCCAGGAGCAGCAGUAAUCACAGUUCCUUUAGGAUGGACUCAAGGACAAGUUUGAGUAUCAUUUCCCUUACUGUUUGCCUGGUGGUGAGCUGGUUUCUAUUUCAGCAGUCGGGUCAAUUUGCUGAUCUGGAACGAAAGUACAAUUUUUUACAUCAAGAAGCUGAAAAAAUCAUGGAUGUGGGAAAUAAAGUAAACUUAAUUUCUGAGAAGCUUGAGUCUUCUGAAAGUAUCCUGCGAGAAGCUGCCUCAUCCAUCUCUGUGAUGACUGAGUUUGGGCAGGAAAUAUCUUCUCUUCAUAACGCCAUAAAUGAUAUUCAGAACAAUGAACAGACUCUAUCUUUAAAGUUGCAGAGCAUUAAUGAGAAGUUCCAAAAUGUAACAAAUUCCUGGAGAAGAAGUCUGGAUGAAAUGAACACAAAUGCUAGUGGUUUAAAAUCUGAAGCAAAGUUCAUACAUACAGAAGUUACUUCCAAAAUCAAUGAAGUUGACCAAAGAAUUAAAUCCCUUGCAGAAAGGGUAAAAGAUUUGGAGGACAGUACAGCCAGAAAUAUCAGAACACUAAAAAAGCAGGAAGAUGAUGAAUUCUCUAGAGUUGAACAAAAGUUGAACUUGGAUGCAAAGUCAGUUGAAAAGCUAGAAGAAGAACAGAAUAGUCUGGUAGCCAAGGACACAGACCUGAAUCAGAAACUUGCAAACUAUGAACCUAAAAUUGAGGAGUGCAAGACCCAUUUGCCAACAAUUGAAAAUGCUAUUCACUCUAUUCUUAGGCUGUCAAGUGACUUGCUUGGUAUGGAGAAAAAGAUAGAAGACUUGAAGACACAGCUGUAUGCUGUGGAAAAUGACAUGCUGAAAACUGUGUCUGAUACAGUGGCCAUGCAGAAGGCUCUUGAAGGCCUCCAGUCCAAUGGCAGCUUGAUCAAAAUGCAACAUGAACUAGCUGUUCUAGAAACAGGGCCUGACACAGCAGUAUCUUCAAAAGCAGAAGAAGUAACUUUAGAAAGCUUUCACUUAGAAAAUGACCAGAAUGGGGAUAAGUGAAUUUGGCCUUAGUUUUUUCAUUGAUAAAAAAGCACUUUUCUAUAAAUAAUGUGAUUUAAAUCUAUGUCAGGGAUAGCUGAUGGACUGUCAUUGAUCUGAAGAUCAUUGGAACAGCUUGAAAGGUUGAGAAAGAGGGUAGAGAGCAAGAGAGUAAUACUUUGGUAAAGAAGGAAAGGAAUAUUUUCUUAAAUUAAGGAUUAUUUUCAGUUUAUUUAUUAAAAGAUCUUUUUUAUUAAAAAUAAUUUGAAGCCAAGUAUUUAGAUUUAAGGGGAAAAAGUUCAUAUUUUUAGUUUGUAUUUAGCUUUCACUACUUAGUUUCUUUUGUUGAUACUUUGUGUAUUAUUUUCCAUUGACUUGUAACACAGUGAACAAUUAAUCACUUAUUUCUCAGCUGAGAUAGCUUUACCUUGCUUUUAAAGUGUUGCACACCAUAAUGGUUUUGUGCUGCAGGAAAGCACUGAGUACAUUUUUAAUAGCUGAAGCUUAGAUAAAACACCCUUAGAGGAAACCUGCUGAGAACCUUGUAUUGUUCUGGUUUCUAUACGGUGGCAUUUACAUAGCACCUGGUUUGGUUUUAUUUUUGGGGGGGGGGGGCAUUUUGGUGCUUUAGAGACAAAUUUUAACCUUUUAACAUUUUCUUCUGUAGGAUGCUCUUUGUUAGGCAUUACAUGAUAUAUCUUGUAUUGCUUUGCUUUUGAAAAGAAAAAGAAUUAAUAAUGUCACUGACAUUGUUUCCCAAAGUUUGCUGAACCAAGAGCUGCAGAAGUAAUUAAUGAAAUCAGUGGAGUUAUGUGCUUGGGAGCAGGGAAUAUCCAGUUUACCCACAGACCUACUUACACAUGAUCUAAUACUACCUAGUAGGCCUGGUAGAUAUUCAUUGAAAUUUGGAUCUCAGGGACAACACAAAUUGUCUGCAGACUUAAUGGCUCGAUAAUUUUGUAUUUCUCUGGAAAGGAGGUUACUUAGUAGAAACAGUAUGAACACAUUUAUGACUUAAUCAGACCUAAUUUAAAUUAGUCUGGGUUUGUACAUUAAUUUCUUUAGAACUCCACUGAAAUCUUCACUAAACAAGUAACACUGUCCAUUCAAGGGACUGUGAAACCAGUGUUUCUCAAUGCCAUAAAACUGUGUUGGUUUCAUAUAAUUAUUGCUUAUGUAUAAAUUUCUGUUUACAGUGAUAUUCAAAAUAAAAAUAUAUUGUAGUGAA